UUUGGCCAUUCCGCCGGCUAAAAACCAAAGAUGGGAAAAUAGACAAAGGGGACUAGGGAGAUGGGGAAGGGUGGAAGAAAGUAGCCAAGUCGUUUGUGGGGGCGAACGGGAGAGUGAGAGGAAGUAGGGGAAAAGAGGUGGAGAAAUCAAGACACCGCUUCUCGUUUUUGUUAAAAGGAGAGAAAGCCAGCACCCCCUCGCAUCCCCCACCCCAAACCCUAGACUUCCCUCUCUUCCCCUCUCCCCACCUUCUACCUACCCUCCAAACCCUCAUCCCCUUCUCUUCCUACCUUCUUUCCUUCCUCCGAUCGCGAUGCGGAAGGGGAGAGCUGUCGCGGCCCCGGCAGCGGCGGCGGCGGCGGCGGCGGCUGCGAUCGGAUCUGGACCGGGCCUUGAUGUCCGGUUCCGCGGCGUCCGGAAGAGGCCGUGGGGGCGGUUUGCGGCCGAGAUCCGCGACCCGGUGAAGAAGACCCGCGUCUGGCUCGGCACCUUCGACACCGCCGAGGAGGCCGCCCGUGCCUACGACGCGGCCGCCAUCAGCCUCCGCGGCUGCAAGGCCAAGACCAACUUUCCCGCCCCAUGCCCUCCAUUCCCGGCAGCCCCCCUCCCUCUCUCCUCCUCCCCCACCGCCAUCGCCGCCGCCGCUGCCUUCCCCCACACCCCCUACCCUCGGCAGCGGCAACCACCGCCACAGUGGCCGGCCUCCAGCAGCCACAGCAGCACCGUGGAAUCCUUCAGUGGGCCCCGGCGCUCCUCCGCGGCGCCCCUCAGAUCUCAGCUUAGAAGCCGGAAGGUCGAUCCACCGCGCGCCCCCGCCGGCGAGGAGGAAUUGCACAGCGACUGUGGCUCCUCGUCCUCCGUCGUGGACGACGAUCUCGGGGUCAUCGCGUCCGUCUACCGCCAUCCACCUCUGCCGUUCGAUCUCAACCUCCACCCGCCGCCCGACGACGAGGACCUCGACCUUCACUGCACCGUCCUCCGCCUCUGAUGCCCCGAUCCGCGCCGCAGCUGAAGAAAAAAAAAAGAAAAAACAUAAAACUAUUUGCUUUAUAUGUUUCUUUCUUUUCUUCUGCUGUAGUCCUUUUUAUUUUUUUUUCUGUCAUUUUUUCUCCUCUUAUUUUCUUCUCUGGUUGAAUCCAUUUAGCUGUAGCAUAAAUCUGAGAUGGGGGUUGCUUCUCUGGCCCCUCAUUUUUUUUUCUUCUUUUCCUUGUUUUGUACAAAAAAACCACCAAUGAUGAAUGAGAAAUAUUAGAGUUUUUUUUUUUUUU
Phoenix dactylifera (date palm) is the source of this 1268-nucleotide messenger RNA. Its product is annotated as ethylene-responsive transcription factor 3-like. The record is from RefSeq and is a predicted model, not a curated record. Gene Ontology annotation, biological process: regulation of DNA-templated transcription. NCBI's taxonomy places the organism in Eukaryota, Viridiplantae, Streptophyta, Magnoliopsida, Arecales, Arecaceae. Gene Ontology annotation, molecular function: DNA binding; DNA-binding transcription factor activity.